Molecule: messenger RNA, 1776 nt
Organism: Egretta garzetta (little egret)
Lineage: Eukaryota; Metazoa; Chordata; Aves; Pelecaniformes; Ardeidae
Gene: PLK2
Product: polo like kinase 2
Exons: 13
Coding region: 19-1776 (585 amino acids)
Biological process (GO): mitotic cell cycle; protein phosphorylation; regulation of cytokinesis
Cellular component (GO): nucleus; spindle pole; centrosome
Molecular function (GO): protein serine/threonine kinase activity; protein binding; ATP binding
Source: RefSeq, a predicted model, not a curated record
UUCGCCAAGUGUUACGAGAUGACGGAUUUGACAACAAAUAAAGUUUAUGCUGCAAAAAUCAUUCCUCACAGCAGAGUAUCAAAACCUCAUCAAAGGGAAAAGAUUGAUAAAGAGAUUGAGCUGCACAGAAUGCUUAAUCAUAGACAUGUAGUGCAGUUUUACCACUACUUUGAAGACAGAGAGAAUAUUUACAUUCUACUGGAGUACUGCAGUAGAAGGUCAAUGGCUCACAUCUUAAAAGCGAGGAAGGUAUUGACAGAACCAGAAGUACGAUACUACCUCAGGCAAAUUGUGUCAGGGCUGAAGUAUCUUCAUGAACAGGAAAUCUUGCACAGGGAUCUUAAACUAGGUAACUUCUUCAUUAAUGAGAACAUGGAACUGAAACUGGGUGACUUUGGCUUGGCAGCGAGGCUAGAACCACUGGAGCACAGGAGGAGAACAAUAUGCGGCACACCAAAUUACCUCUCUCCAGAAGUCCUCAACAAACAAGGGCAUGGCUGUGAAUCUGACAUCUGGGCCUUAGGCUGUGUAAUGUAUACAAUGCUAUUGGGAAGACCCCCUUUUGAGACCACAAAUCUUAAAGAAACAUACAGAUGUAUAAGGGAAGCAAGAUACAGCAUGCCUUCAUCUCUCUUGGCACCUGCAAAACACUUAAUAGCUAGCAUGUUGUCAAAAAAUCCUGAAGAUCGACCCAGUUUAGAUGAAAUAAUUCGUCAUGAAUUUUUCUUACAGGGCUUUACACCUGAUAGACUUUCUGCUAGCUGUUGUCACACAGUUCCUGAUUUCCAUUUGUCAAGUCCUGCUAAAAAUUUCUUCAAAAAAGCAGCUGCUGCUCUCUUUGGUGGUAAAAAGGAUAAAGCCAGAUACUUUGACACACAUAACAGACUAGCUAAAGAAGAUGAAGAAAUCUACAAGCUCAGGCAUGAUUUGAAGAAGACAUCGAUAACCCAGCAGCCCCACAAACACAGAACAGAUGAGGAGAUCCAGCCUCUUAUCACAACAGUAGCAAAGCCGGGAGCGUUACCAGAAACUAAGCAGAUUGGAGACUCUAUUCGGAUGAUAGUCAGAGGAACUUUGGGAAGCUGCAGCAGUAGCAGUGAAUGCCUGGAAGACAGUACCAUGGGAAGUGUUGCUGAUACAGUUGCAAGGGUAUUGCGAGGAUGUCUGGAGAACAUGCCAGAAGCAGACAGCAUUCCCAAAGAACAGCUGACAGCUUCCUUCCAGUGGGUUACCAAAUGGGUGGACUAUUCUAACAAGUAUGGCUUUGGGUACCAGCUGUCAGAUCACACUGUUGGUGUCCUUUUCAACAAUGGGGCACAUAUGAGCCUUCUGCCAGACAAAAAGACAGUGCACUACUACGCUGAGCUAGGCCAGUGCUCUGUCUUCUCAGCCACAGAGGCUCCUGAACAGUUCAUUAGCCAAGUAACUGUACUGAAGUAUUUCUCCCACUACAUGGAAGAGAACCUCAUGGAUGGAGGAGAUUUGCCCAGCCUAACAGAUGUACGCAGGCCCCGGCUUUACCUUUUACAGUGGCUUAAAUCUGAUAAAGCAUUAAUGAUGCUCUUCAAUGAUGGCACAUUUCAAGUGAACUUCUAUCAUGAUCACACAAAAAUCAUCAUUUGCAAUCAGAGUGAGGAGUAUCUCCUUACCUACAUCAAUGAAGACCGGAUAUCCACAACGUUUCGUCUGACAACUCUUCUGGUUUCUGGAUGCUCAUUGGAACUGAAACACAGAAUGGAAUAUGCUCUGAACAUGCUGCUGCAGCGAUGUAAUUGA